Messenger RNA from Symbiodinium natans, 3987 nucleotides. Lineage: Eukaryota; Dinophyceae; Suessiales; Symbiodiniaceae. The record is from the annotation of a GenBank genome assembly.
AUGCUCGAGGACCGCCGCCUCGCUGCAGAGCGGACUGUGGACGAAGCUGUGGCUGCUGGCGUGGCUGUCUCGACCGCCAUGCAGAAGCUGAAUGCUCUCAGCGAUGAAGCAACAGCAGCUGCGCAAGGCCUAGCAGAUCUUGCGACUCGCCAACCGCGUGCUUCGCUUUCCCUUACAGGUGCUGCCGCAACUUCGCUAGCUGCAGAUGCAGACCGUCUUCAAGCUCUCAGUGACGAGCUUGCAGUUGCAAAGGCAGAGGGUGCUGAAGCUGAGUUUCAGUCUUCGGACCUAGGCCGGAGAGUGCAGGAGGCGAAGUCUGUGAAAGCCAAAGCCUGGAUGGUUCUCCAGCAGUUGCGCAAGCAGGAAGCGGAGACGGAGAAGGUCGCUGCCAGUCACGACCCUCACUUGGAGGCAGUUGCCAGAUGUGCUUCUUCGGAAAAUGGCCACGUCUCGCUCGCGCACGAAGAGAUGCAGCGUGUACAGGCAGAGCUGCGCUCUGAACAGGAGGUCGUCGACUCCAGGAGAGCGCGAGCGGCCCUGUGCGAGACCGAAUGUGAGCUUCUGCAGGAAGAGCUGCGUGCCGCAGCAUCCAAAGCUGAAGCUGCUGUUGCGGAGGAGACGGGUCUGGCAGCAGAAGCUCAAGAAGAAGCCGCUGCGGUGCUGGAACUGGAAUCCGAAGCGGAGACGCUGCAGAUGCAGACUGCCGAUUCUGUUUCCGCAGCUCCAGUGAGAUCGACGAGCUCACAGUCCAAGGAGGGGACAGUGCCAGUCGCGAGAAACAGCAGCGCUGCAGAGGAGAACUGUCCAGAGCCAGAUGCACCAGAUGCAAAGGCGGACUUCUCUGCCAUGGUGAAGCGAUCCCGGGCCGCUGCAACGGGCUCCGCGGGUGGGACGGGCAAUAGGGCUGCCAAAGAUGUUGCAGCCACCAGAUUGCAGGCGAGACAGCGUGGAAUCAUGGCAAGGUCAAGACUGGCAUCCCUGCGGCAGUCUCGGUCUGCCGAGGCAGAGACACAGGAUCCCAGCUAUCAGCGGCCGCGUCAGCCUUUGCCACCUGCACGCCGAGAGGAGCGCGAGGCUGCGGUCAUCAAAUUGCAAGCCCUGGAACGUGGGGUCCUCGCUCGCUCGCGCGUGCAGCGCAUGAGGGAGUCGUCCGCUCGGAGCGCCAAGGACACAGGUGCAGCACCGGGUGUGGAUGCUUUGCAGGCCUCUGUGCAGCGUCGACAGCAGCAGUGCAGUUUCGCCCCCCAGCGAGAGAUUCCCACGCAGCUCUUGGGCCCGGGAGGUGCCGGUCGCGGCGCUUGGCCAGAGCGCACCCUGCUUGGAGCAGCCGCCACAGCUAUGGAGGCUGCUGCUAAAGAACAGAAGAACAGCGAAGAGAUCCACGCAAACGGUUCCUUCGCCUGCUGCAGCCUAAGCCCGUUGAAGAUUGAUUCAGUUCGCUGCCCUUGUUGGAGUAUGCUUUCUGGGGCGCAAGGUGUUAAUGGUUACUGGGCAGAUGUGCUGCCUCUGUGCUUGGGUGACACUUCGCCCGAGUCCCCGGGAGGCAGGGCGACCAGUGCCUUUGCAGGAUCCGCUUACGUGCACGUGCGUUUCUGCCGCUUUCUGUCUGUGCUGCCUCUGGGAGGAACCUGGCUGCAGCUUAAGAACACCGCUCGGGUGGUGCUCUUUCGACUCCGCAUGUCGUCCUGGAUCCCUGCAUCGGUUUACAAGGUCGACAUCUGCUCUGGAAGGACUCAAGCUGGUGCUCUGCUCGCGCCUUGUGAGCGCGUAAACUUGGCGACGCUGGUCACAAAGAACCUGUGGCCGUUGCUGCUGUUCAGCUUGCAGGCAGCAUUGUGUCCUCCAACUCUGCCACUGGAGCUUCCGGUUCUACUGCCGAAUCAGUCCUGGGCAGAGUGCAAUGGCAGGUUGUCACGAGCAGGUGACCGACUUCGCCUGGCUGGAAUAGCCACUGACUUUCGCUUGGAGCUUGUUAUAUCAGGGAUGGUGCGAGACGGUGAGCCGUGCUGGAUUUUGACGAGAUUUCGUCAAAUUGUUCUGCUGACUGGCACUCAGGCGAAGGAGCGGGCGAACAGCAAGAAGCAGUCCCCGCUCGCGGCACAGAGGCUGAACUGCUUCAACGAGAUCUGCUUUCAAUGUUCCAGGCUUUCGGUGGGCAGUCUGGACUUCAAGUUCCUAGCACUGCAUGGCGGUCUCCAAGCGGGCUUCCUCCAGAAGCAGCUUGGUUAUCUCAAGGAUUGGCUGCCAAGUUUGCAAGUGGCACUGCCCAAGGCGCCCUACAUCAUCAACAGCCACCUCGUGCCUGGGUGGACCUUGGAAACUGUGCCGGCAGUUCACCCAGACAGGAACCUGGCAUCGCUUCAGACGAUUCGGCAUCUGGGCGAAACUGCCAUCGCCCUCGCAAUUGCCAUUCCGGCAAGUUCCUGGAUGCUCUUGCUGAUCUUGUGCUUCGUGUUAUGGGACCUUUUCUGCGGGCAAAAAAGACCCUGGAGCUUCAUCAGCACGGCUCGAAGCGUGUGCAGAUUGGCUCUGCUGAUGCAAACCGCCGAAAUGGCUGCCUAUGCCGUGGCCAUUGCUUUGACUGUGUGGAUGGGCAUGGAUGUGGCUGACUGGGACUUGCUGCAGAGCCUCAUCUUCCAGAUCCUGGAUCCAGUUGCGGUGCUGCUUUUGGUUCCAAUCCUGACGUUUGUCCCCUCGGCUUUGGCAACCCUUCAGUUGCUGGGGGCCCCAGCGUCCCAGGGCCUGCCAGUGCGGAGCCGAAUUUGCUGCUGCCGCGUGAAGCGCCAGGCUUGGGCGCGGUUCUUUCUUCUCUGCAUGCUUGGGCAUGCUCUCGCCUGCUCGGCUGCGCUGUUUGGGGCUGUGCGCCUUCUGAGCACACUCAGGAUUGAUGCGCCGGGCUUUCAGCGAGCCGUGGAGAGGUGCCACUGGAACCUCGAAGAGCUUUGUCAGUCCAGUUCAUGGAGACAGGUUCCAGACACGCGCUGGGAUCUCCAUGUUCAAUGUGCCUUAGCAUGCUCUGACCAAACAGUGCCCAUGGAAGACGUCGUUUUGGGUGCGGCAUUCGUCGUCUGCAGGCUGCUGGCCGUCUCUGCAGCGUGGUCACUUCUUGCAAGACUUUGGUGCAUUCAGAUCGCUUGCAGAUUGCUGGUCCUGGCCGCAAAACUUGCCCGUGCUUCACGCGCAGCAAAGGAGGGCGCAGAUGCCGAGGAGGGUGAAGUGAGUGACCCCACCAAGACCGACGAGAUGCUCACACCAUCUGCUUUCGAGCAGGGGGUUUCUGAAGCUGUCGACAUAGCAAGUGCUCGCUCUCAGAAAGGGCCAGUGACGAAUCACAAUCCAACAGAUGGUGCACAUAGUGCGCGCAGUGCACGUAGUGCUCGCAGUGCACACACAGCUUUGUCUGAAGCUGGCGAAGCUUCGAAACUUCAGGUCCUUCAAGCAGUGAUGUCAUUGGAUCGCCCACCAUCACCUUCUGGAUCCGUGGUGAGCCUGGACUUGAGGCGUGAGGUGCAACGACCUUCAGCGGAAACACUGAGGGACAUGCUCGAGAACCCGAUCACGGACGGACAUGCAGAACUGGUUGACUUUGCCCGAACCAUCGCUCGGCAAUGCAGCCGGGACAGCAUCGCGUCCGAGGUGCCCGAGGUGCUUAAGGCUUUCAAGAAGUCGCGACAUCUCGCUGGCGAUUCUGCACCCAGGUCCUCACGAGCCUCCGUCACGGGGCAGGGGCCGAGCGUGGAGCUGCUGGAGGAACAGAUCCAGAUCCGCGAGCAGGAGUUGGAGCAUCGAGAGGCUGCAGCCAGCGAGGCUGAGGCCGCGCACUCCCACGAAAUGGCCCUCAUGGCCUCCUCUCUGCAUCGCCUGGGCAUGCGAUAUGGCAGGCUGCUGGGACAGUGCCAGGCACUGGAGGCCUUGGUUCCUGAGCGAGUGCGGCGCCUACGGGAAGACGGCACGCCGUCAUCGGAGCAAAAAGCUGACACGCGAUAG